CGGCGGCGGCGGCCGCGGCCAGAAAAGAAGGAAAGUCCCGCUGCUAUUGCUGCUGCUUCUGCUGCUGCUUCUGCUGCUUUCGGUCGUCUUCCGCUCCGGAUCCUGACUCCCGGACGCCCCUCGCGCAGAGCCUCCCUCGGCUCGGCCCCCUGAGUGCUCCCGGCCGGCGGCUCGCCCGGCGCCGGCCCCCGCGCGCCCCCCGCGCCCCCCCUCGCCGCCGCGGGCCCCGAGUCCCGGCCGCCGCGGCCGGGCCCGCGCGCAGCGCCCGCAUGUACAACAUGAUGGAGACGGAGCUCAAGCCGCCGGGCCCGCAGCCCAGCUCGGGGGGCGGCGGCGGAGGAGGAGGCAGCGCCACGGCGGCGGCGGCGGGCGGCAACCAGAAGAACAGCCCCGACCGCGUCAAGCGGCCCAUGAACGCCUUCAUGGUGUGGUCCCGGGGCCAGCGGCGCAAGAUGGCCCAGGAGAACCCCAAGAUGCACAACUCGGAGAUCAGCAAGCGCCUGGGCGCAGAGUGGAAACUUUUAUCCGAGACGGAGAAGCGGCCCUUCAUCGACGAGGCCAAGCGGCUGCGCGCGCUGCACAUGAAGGAGCACCCGGAUUAUAAAUACCGGCCGCGGAGGAAAACCAAGACGCUCAUGAAGAAGGAUAAGUACACGCUGCCCGGGGGGCUGCUGGCACCUGGCGGCAACAGCAUGGCGAGCGGGGUCGGGGUGGGCGCCGGGCUGGGCGCGGGCGUGAACCAGCGCAUGGACAGCUACGCGCACAUGAACGGCUGGAGCAACGGCAGCUACAGCAUGAUGCAGGAGCAGCUGGGCUACCCGCAGCACCCGGGCCUCAACGCGCACGGCGCGGCGCAGAUGCAGCCCAUGCACCGCUACGACGUGAGCGCGCUGCAGUACAACUCCAUGACCAGCUCGCAGACCUACAUGAACGGCUCGCCCACCUACAGCAUGUCCUACUCUCAGCAGGGCACGCCCGGCAUGGCGCUCGGCUCCAUGGGCUCGGUGGUCAAGUCCGAGGCCAGCUCCAGCCCCCCCGUGGUCACCUCUUCCUCCCACUCCAGGGCGCCCUGCCAGGCCGGGGACCUCCGGGACAUGAUCAGCAUGUACCUCCCCGGCGCCGAGGUGCCGGAGCCCGCCGCCCCCAGCAGACUGCACAUGUCCCAGCACUACCAGAGCGGCCCGGUGCCCGGCACGGCCAUCAACGGCACGCUGCCGCUGUCGCACAUGUGAGGCCCGGCCCGGCCCGGGGACCGCGGGGCCGAGGACUGCGCUGCACCACGCGGGGGCUUGGAGAGGAGGACCAGCGUGGCGACAGAGAGAGAGAGACGGGGGAAACUCACACACAUGCACACACGCGCGCACACACCCGAAAACAAACAAACACACACACAAAAAAGCAACCCGACAGGUUUAAAAAUGAGCAAAAAAUUCGUCCCCACGGCCAGUGACAGCUGCGAGAGGACACCGGCUCCAUCCACACUCACGCAAAGAAGGAAGGAAAGGAAAAAUAAUAAUAGUAAUAAUAAACUGCGAGGCCGAUGAGAAAACUUUUAUGAGAGAUCCUGGACUUCUUUUGGGGGGGCGGGGGACUAUUUUUGUACAGAGAAAAAAAUUGGGGAGGCGGGGUGGGGCGGGAGGGCGAAUGGGGAAUGGACCUUGUAUAGAUCUGGAGGAAAGAAAACUACGCAAAACUUUUUAAAAGUUCUAGUGACUUACGGUAGGAGCUUUGCAGAAACUUUGCAAACGUCUUUACCAAUAAUAUUUAGAGCUAGUCUCCAAGCGACAAAAAAUGUUUUAAUAUUUGCAAGCUACUUUUGUACAGUAUUUAUCGAGAUAAACAUGGCAAUCAAAUGUCCAUUGUUUAUAAGCUGAGAAUUUGCCAAUAUUUUUCAAGGAGAGGCUUCUUGCUGAAUUUUCAUUAAGCAGCUGAAAUUUGAGGACAGUUGCAAAUGUGGAGAGAAGAAAAUUUAUUUCGAUUUGGACAGUCUACUUGUUUAAAAAUUGUACAAAAGGAAAAAUCAGAAUAAGUACUGGCAAAACCAUGUCCAUGGUCUUUAAUGGGUCAAAAGUUAGAGUGUACUAAAUUUUUAACUUUAAUGUUAAAAGCAAAAGAAAUGGCCAUGCAGGUUGACAUCGUUGGUAAUUUAUGAUAGCUUUUGUUUCCCAACUUUCCAUUUUGUUCAGAUAAGAAAAAAAAACAUGAAAUUACUGUGUUUGAAAUAUUUUCUUAUGGUUUGUAAUAUUUCUGUAAAUUGUGAUAUUUUAAGGUUUCCUCCCUCCCCCCUUUAUUUUCCGUAGUUGUAUUUUAAAGAUUCGGCUCUGUAUUAUUUGAAUCAGUCUGCCGAGAAUCCAUGUAUAUAUUUGAACUAAUACCAUCCUUAUAACAGGUACAUUUUCAACUUAAGUUUUUACUCCAUUAUGCACAGUUUGAGAUAAAUAAAUUUUUGAAAUAUGGACACUGAAA
This is a messenger RNA of Erinaceus europaeus (western European hedgehog), 2466 nucleotides long. RefSeq names its product SRY-box transcription factor 2 (gene SOX2). Gene Ontology annotation, biological process: anatomical structure morphogenesis; cell differentiation; regulation of DNA-templated transcription. Gene Ontology annotation, molecular function: DNA-binding transcription factor activity, RNA polymerase II-specific; RNA polymerase II cis-regulatory region sequence-specific DNA binding. The record is from RefSeq and is a predicted model, not a curated record. The coding region runs from base 270 to 1232 and encodes 320 amino acids. Lineage: Eukaryota; Metazoa; Chordata; Mammalia; Eulipotyphla; Erinaceidae. The transcript has a single exon.